Paralichthys olivaceus (Japanese flounder) is the source of this 1281-nucleotide messenger RNA. RefSeq names its product tumor suppressor candidate 3 (gene tusc3). Gene Ontology annotation, cellular component: oligosaccharyltransferase complex. NCBI's taxonomy places the organism in Eukaryota, Metazoa, Chordata, Actinopteri, Pleuronectiformes, Paralichthyidae. The record is from RefSeq and is a predicted model, not a curated record.
UCCAAUCCUCUGGCAGAGACACGUCUCCCAGUCAGAGCAUCUUUCCGUCAUGGCGGCUGUUUGGGCUAAAACCGUCUCUAACCUGACGGCGCUGUCUGUCUUCUUCCUGCUGCUGCUGAGUCUGCCGCCCGGGGGAGGACAGAAGAAGAAGGAGAAUGUGCUGUCAGAGAAGGUUGACCAGAUGAUGGAGUGGUCCUCUCGCCGUUCGGUCGUGAGGAUGAACGGUGACAAGUUCCGUCGCUUUGUCAAGGCCCCACCCAGGAACUACUCUGUCAUCGUCAUGUUCACCGCCCUGCAGCCUCAAAGGCAGUGUUCCGUCUGCCGGCAGGCGAACGAGGAAUACCAAGUCCUGGCAAACUCGUGGCGUUACUCAUCUGCAUUUUCCAACAAGCUGUUCUUCACCGUGGUGGACUACGAUGAGGGAGCUGACGUUUUCCAACAGUUGAACAUGAACAGCGCUCCUACCUUCAUGCAUUUUCCAGCCAAGGGAAAGCCGAAGAGGGCUGAUACAUUUGACCUGCAAAGGAUUGGUUUUGCUUCAGAGCAGUUGGCCAAGUGGAUUGCAGAUCGCACAGAUGUCCAGAUUCGUGUCUUCCGUCCUCCUAAUUAUUCGGGGACCAUUGCUUUGGCUCUGUUAGUUUCUCUGGUUGGAGGUCUGCUGUAUCUGAGAAGGAACAACUUGGAAUUCAUAUACAACAAGACUGGAUGGGCCAUGGCUGCACUGUGUGUAGUUUUUGCAAUGACAUCCGGUCAGAUGUGGAAUCAUAUCAGGGGUCCUCCCUAUGCCCACAAAAACCCCCAGAAUGGACAAGUGAGUUACAUUCAUGGCAGCAGUCAGGCUCAGUUUGUGGCUGAGUCUCACAUAAUCCUUCUUCUGAAUGCUGCAAUCACCAUGGGGAUGGUGCUGCUGAAUGAGGCGGCCACCUCCAAGGGAGACGUCGGCAAGAGAAGAAUCAUCUGCCUGGUUGGCCUUGGCCUGGUGGUGUUUUUCUUCAGCUUCCUGCUCUCCAUUUUCAGGUCCAAGUACCACGGAUACCCUUACAGCUUCCUUAUUAAGUGAGGAAACGACAGAAGAGGAGGUCAGAGGGUGAUGAAGUGGCUGAAGGUCGGGAGGAGAGGAGUUGAGAAGAUACUUGAAGAGGAGGAGGCAGUGUUAUAAUUGAGUCUACAGCUGUUGUUAUUGUUUUUUUUUAAAUUGACUGCUAUCUUCGACUUUGCAAACUGAAUAAAAAAUAAAUUAUUCCUACUGACACUGGAAAAUAAAGGUGUUUGGCAUGUCUA